Messenger RNA from Chrysemys picta bellii (western painted turtle), 6884 nucleotides. It is a transcript of the gene COL17A1, whose product is annotated as collagen type XVII alpha 1 chain. Lineage: Eukaryota; Metazoa; Chordata; Testudines; Emydidae. The record is from RefSeq and is a predicted model, not a curated record. Gene Ontology annotation, cellular component: extracellular matrix.
GCGGGAUAGAAUACAUUAACUACAAGAAGAAGUGAACAUUCCUGGAGGAUCACUCAGACUCAACACACCUUUGUAGGGAUGUGGUAUAAAGAGUAGGUGGCCAAUUUUGAUAGAAAGGAAACGGUUGAGGAGAAAGAGGGAUUUCCAGUCUUUAAUUGAAGAACUGUAGGCGGUGAUGGUAUGGACUCAGUAACGAAGAAAACCAAACGGGAUGGAGCAGAAGUCUCCGAAAGACUUAUUACAGAGUCAGUAACCACAAGACUGACGUCCUUACCACCAAAAGGGGGGAGCGGCACUGGGCACAAAACAGCCCACGGCGGAGGGAGUGGAAUGGAAAAGAGGACUUUCACCCAUGGCAGCAGCUACGUGACUUCAAGUGGAAGUGGUCGAAUGAAUUCAUCCUCCUCCUCCGGCUACAGGCAAACCCCGUCUCCCUGCUCUACUCUCCCCAAAUCACCCGGCUCAACCUUUGAAAGAAAAACCUACGUCUCCCGCAAUGCAACAUAUGAAGGGAGCUCCAGCGCAAAUUCUUCUCCUGAAUUCCCUAGAAAAGAGUUCGCAUCGUCCAACACCAGAGGACGGAGUCAAAGCCGAGAGAGCGAAAUCCGAGUCCGACUCCAGAGCGCUUCUCCCUCAACCAGAUGGACGGAACUGGAUGAUGUGAAGCGUUUGCUGAAGGGGAGUCGAUCGGCCAGCGUCAGCCCCACACGGUCGUCAUCCAGCACUCUCCCCAUCCCCAAGAAAGCUGUAGUGGAAACGAAGAUGGUGACUGAGAGCUCCCAGUCAGUGUCGGGGACAUACGACACAACCAUACUGAAUGCUGCCCUCCCUCCAUACAUGUGGUCCUCCACCCUGCCUGCAGGGUCUUCCCUUGGCAGUUACCACAACAACAUGGCCCAGGGUUCUUCCCUGGUCAACACCAUGUCCCAUUCAACAGGAUCAGUGUUUGGCGUCCCAAAUAACCUGGCUCCCGGCUCUCCCACUCUGAACACAGGGCUGAGCAGUUCCUCAACAGUGUUUGGUGUUCAAAACAACCUGGCUCCAAGCUCUGCAGCCAUGACUCAUGGUGCAACCACAGCCUCCACAGUAUACGGAGUGAAGAAAAAUACUUCCCAGAGCGCUGGCAUGGCUGGUAGUGGAGUGUGCACUUCAGCUGUUGGAAGCACUGUGAACUCCCAGAGCGACGACAUCCUGCGUAAAGACUGCAAGUUCCUGCUGCUGGAGAAGGAGAACGUCCCUGCCAAGAAGGAGAUGGAGCUCUUGAUCAUGACGAAGGACAGCGGCAAGGUCUUCAGUGCUUCCAGCAUGGGGCUCAGUGGAACGUCCUUUGCAGAAGACACCUUGAAGAAAGAAAAGCAGGGCUUCUCUUCCUCUUACGCUGCAGACUCCUACCUGAAAUCUGAAACAAAUGGCGGUCUAAAAUCCGUGUCAACAAAGGACAAAGCAACUUACGCAGAAAUUGGAGGCGAUCAUGGAGGGGGAGGGAUAGGGGCAGCCCCAGCUUGGUGUCCCUGUGGUUCCUGCUGUAGCUGGUGGAAAUGGCUCCUGGGUUUGCUCCUAGCCUGGCUGUUCCUCCUUGGAUUGCUCUUCGGACUCAUCGCUUUGGCGGAAGAAAUGAAGAAGCUGAAAUCUCGUGUGGAAAAUCUGGAGAAAGCCCAAGCCAACUACCUGUUAAUUAAUCCACACAAUGGGGAAUUAACCAAAAACAGUGAUUCUGAUGUCGGGAAAGGUCCAAACUAUGCUACAGGUUUCAGUCAUAAAGAUCAAGAGGCUCUCUGGCUGUUUAUGAGGAACAAAAUGGCUUUGGAAAGAGGACAAGGUUUCUUCCGAGGGGAGAAAGGGGAACCUGGUCUGAAAGGUGAUAUGGGAGUGCAAGGUCCCAAAGGAGAUCAAGGACUUCCUGGUCCACCAGGUGUCCCAGGUUUGACUGGGCACCCAGGACCAGAGGGACCGAAAGGACAGAAAGGCAGCAUGGGUGAUCACGGCAGAGAAGGACCCACAGGCCAAAGAGGGCGAGAAGGGCUACCAGGGCCUCGUGGGGAACCUGGACCACCUGGAUUUGGAGAGAAAGGAGACAGAGGUGCUGUUGGUGAUCAGGGACCUGCAGGACUGCCUGGGAUACCAGGGUCUGUUGGCCUCAAAGGCAUGACAGGUUCUCCUGGCCCACAAGGUCCACCAGGUUCUCCUGGUCUUCAAGGAUUUAGAGGUGAAGCAGGUCUCCCAGGGGGCAAAGGUGAGAAAGGAGCUUUGGGAGCACCCGGACCCAAAGGUGACCAUGGAGAGAAAGGACCUCGUGGUCUGACAGGCGAGCCAGGCUCAAGAGGGUUGCCUGGUCCUCCAGGGGAGCCAGGAGCUAAAGGAUCCGUAGGUCCAGCUGGCCCCGAUGGACACCAAGGCCCAAGAGGGGAACAAGGUCUCAUGGGAAUGCAAGGAAUGCGAGGACCGCCUGGACCCACUGGAGAUGCAGGACAGCCAGGUCUCACAGGACCGCAGGGACCCCCAGGACUCCCAGGCAACGUGGGUCCACCAGGGGCUAAAGGUGAACCUGGUGCUCCCGGCCGAGUUAUAACUGCUGAGGGUUCAUCGACUAUUGCUCUCCCUGGCCCUCCAGGGCCACCAGGAGCUGUCGGACCACCAGGCCCACCUGGUGUCCCAGGUCCUGUUGGGCCAGCUGGUCUCCCCGGACUGCAAGGUCCACGUGGCGAGAGAGGGCUCACAGGUGAAACCGUUAUGGAAACCAUCAAAUCAGAAGUUGCAACUUCAUUAUCUCAAAUUUCGUCAGAUUUACUGGGACGAGCAGGCCUCCCCGGCCCUCCAGGACCCCCAGGCACUUCCAUCCAGGGACCACCUGGACCUCGCGGCCCAGCAGGAGAAGGAUUACCAGGCCCGCCAGGCCCACCAGGCCCACCAGGCUCCUUCGUGCCCAACUCAGAAACAUUCUUCGCAGGCCCACCAGGUCCACCAGGCCCACGAGGGCCAAAGGGAGACCAAGGUUCCCCGGGCCCACGCGGAUUCACAGGUGACCCAGGUCAGCCUGGCCUCCCAGGAAUCUCUGCUUCAGGUGCUGGAGUCGCCGUCCAGGGACCUCCCGGACCCGCAGGGCCUCGAGGACCCAAAGGAGACAAAGGUGAUGCAGGCGUGCCAGGGGCCCCCGGCAUCCCAGGAGGGUCUUCAACAGGCGGAUCUUCAAACUCAAGAUACAGCCAGGGUCCACCAGGUCCUCCCGGCCCCCGCGGUCCCCCAGGCCCAGCUGGAGGCUCGCUGCAGGAGAUUCAGCAGUACGUUGCGGAGUACUUGCAGAGUGACACCAUCGGGCGUUAUCUGAUUGGACCUCAAGGCCCACCAGGACCCCCCGGGCCACCAGGAAUCAUCACCACCAUUGACGGACAAUCCUUGGACUACGCCGAGCUGGCCAGGCGUGUUAUGAGCUCCAUGAGGAGCUCCGGUUACAGUAUUGAGAUGUCAUCCUCCUCCUCAAGAUUCCUGACUUACGAAGACAUCCUGGCCAUGCUGCAGAGAGAAGAAGUUCGUCAGUAUCUAGUUGGACCUCAGGGGCCUCCAGGCCCGCCUGGACCCGGAGGAGAUGGCUUGUCUCUGUCACUGAACUAUGAUGAGUUGACCAGCCGGGUUAUAAGCUACAUAACAAAUAAUGGACUCAGUAUUGGCCUCCCGGGACCCCCUGGUCCUCCAGGAUUACCCGGCACAUCUUACAGUGACCUAAUAGCUUUACUCCAAGGCUCUGAAUUUAGAGGCAUUGUUGGACCUCCAGGGCCACAGGGACCCCCUGGAAUUCCAGGCAGCUCUUUCUCCACGUUCAGCCUAGAGGAUGUCACCUCUUACCUGCAAAGUGUGGGAUACGCUUCUGUCUCUGGACCACCGGGACCCCCAGGACCUCCAGGGCCACCAGGGCCACCAGGUCUGUCAGGAACUGGCCACUUCUCCUACACUGACAACGUGCUGAGCGACACAUUUAGGAGCGAGCUGAUCCAAUAUCUAACCAGUGAUGAUGUUCGAAGGUUCAUCUCGGGGCCUCCCGGGCCCCCGGGGCCUAUGGGCCCACGAGGGCCAAAAGGAGAUAGCGGCCUCAUGGCUGGGUCCCAUGGAGGAUCCCAGGGUGCAGAUGGAUCGUACCGUGGCACCAUGGGCAGCGAUGGGUCAUACGAUGGCUCAGUGGGUGCAGACGGAUCGUACAGUGGAUCCCUGGGAGCAGAAAGAACACAGAGGAGAUCGAUGAGUUCGAGCGGCUCCUACAGCGAGUCAUUCACCGGAUCGCUGGAUUACAAUGAGCUGGCACUCCGGGUGUCGGAGAGCAUACAGAGCCGAGGCCUCCUCCGGGACAUGGUCACUUACGCUGCACAAGGUCCGCCAGGACCCCCAGGGCCGCCUGGGAUCAGCAGGGUGUUUGCAAACUAUGGCAACGUCACCGAGGACCUCGUGGACUUCUUCAGAACAUAUGGUACCAUCCCAGGGCCACCUGGUCCGCAGGGAGAGAUGGGCUACCCAGGGCCCAAAGGUGAGGCUGGACCAAUGGGGCCUCCAGGACCCCAAGGACCCAGGGGCCCGAAGGGGGAGAAAGGAGAGAAAGGUGAACAAGUAUUUGUUGGCAGACGAAAAAGAAGAAGCGCUGGGGUCUAAGUUAAGCACCAGGAUCAGUAUUCCGUACCGCGGGAUCCAGAGCCACCAUGUUGGAAUCCAGUAGAGAAUUAGCCUGAUCUUUAUUGGCUUCCUGCUAGAAAACCUUCCUAGUCAGUCAACUAACCACAUAGACUUGGUAGUUCAGGAUGUGUCUUUUUUUUUUUAAUUUGAUGUUGUUGGGCUUUGAAUGACUCUAGUUUGUACGUGUCCAACACAGAACUACCAGUUGGGAAUAUGCUCCCAUUCAUUCGCAGUGCAUUAACCCCACACACACUGUCUGCUGAUGAGACGUGUAUUCAAGUUCCCGCAUUCGUAUCUUAGGUCUUGUAAGGACUUCCUUUGUCACCAAUCCAGGUGUCCUGCAUUAGGGCCAGACUUAGUUAAAUACAGUGAAACCUGCUUUAACCAACUACUCAAGCCUCCUGGAAAAGAAAAAUCCAGUAUCCUGGAGAUUAAGGCGGCGAGCAGUUUUUCUGACAUUAGAAUCGGAGCCACGGUUUUGAACUGAAGCUUGGACAAAAGUGAUUGGGUGGCUUCGGUAAUCACAGAAGUAGGUUGUCUCAAGACACUGGGGUGACAUCCUUCAUACAGGUUUCAUUGUACUUCCCACCAGUCACUGUUGAAUGGCUAUGGAGCGUCUCUUCAUUCUGCUGCGUUCUGUAGCCAUGUUGGGUGGUCUGAUCAGCAAGCGCACUUAAUGAACACAGCAAUGGAAGGAACUAGGCCAAACUUCUGCAGGGAUCUGGAUUUCUUGGAGGGGAAGCAGGUGGGUGGGGGCAAUUGUGGAAUUCUCUGUAUCCGUCGACAAAAACAUUUUCUUGGCAUCGCCCAUAAAUGCAUUUGGCGUUUGUUAAGUCCAUGUGAUUAUGCACCAGAAAUGGCUACCACAUCCUGUCCUUUUAUAGGCCAAUGGUACAAAGGGAGUUCAUACGACACUACCACAUAUUGACAUACAUACACACGCAGGGUGGGCGCCCAUACACUAUGCAAGUCACAUUGCCAAAUACGCUUUUAAUUUCAAUUGCUAACAGCAUUGCCAAGAUGGGAAGGGUGUGGGGCGAGUUCGAACUUAAGCACUUUUGUUAAAACAUAAUUUGUUGAUUUAAAAAAAAAUAUUUUUAUAUGGUUCUUUUUAUGGUGGGGGGGAAAUAUUGCAUUUUUAAUGUAAACCUCCCAAUUAAAGUGUGUUUUUAACCCUGUGUUCUCCGGAGCAAGCUUACAUUUGGAAAGCAGCACUAGACUUAGUGUCACAAUGGGUAGACACAUCUAACGACGUCAGGGUACAUUGUCUCAAACAAAGCACAACACAGCAUGCGGCGGGAUGGUAACUGGGCCCAUCUGAAGACCCAGGCCUGUUUUCUGCACUUCCCAUCUCAUCAUGGAGAAUUAUCAAUGUGAGCUUUCUUUGUGCCAAGCGGUCACUGUCCUAAUUGAUUGUACAGUGAACAGUCAACCUCAACAGCCAACUGUCUGAGCACAUGAUUUCCAUUAAUGUUAGCACAUGGCUCAAGGGGAAAAUGGCCCCCUUUGUCCCGCUGACAUCGUCUUCAUUUCUUCAGCAAUCUGAUUAUUUCAAAAUCUUAAAUUUAUCACAUCAUUGCAGGGCUAAUUUGGCGGGAAAAGGGCCAGCAAAACUGGCCAUGUGAUGGCUUAACUGGAAGGGCUCUAUGAACUACAGAAAUUAAAGCGCCAGUCAUUUUAAGGCUGAAUUGUAUGCAGUUUUCCAUUUGACACACAGUCUCACUUCACCAUUUUAAUUGUGGGACAGUUCAAUAGCACACACACACACUAUCUGGGAGGGUAUACUCACUUCCAGAAUUACCCUGUGGAUAAUCCCAAGGAUGUAUGCUAGCAAACGCUGAUUUUCUUCCAUUUAAAGGUGUUAGACUGGAACUGGGAGCUUAUCUGCUAGGCAGGUUUGGUAUCUGAGCUUCAUAGACCAAAUCAUAUAUCUUACUGAAACCAACCUUAUUUUCAUUCAAAGCUUAAACACCAGCCAUCGGUGUCAUUCAUUAACUCUAGUGAAAGGCCAUGCUACAAAGCAGAUUUUAGCUGGUCCAUUUAUUUUCUGUGUCACUUUGUUCUGAGGGUUUGGCACAAAGGCUGUGUUGAACAGGCCGACUUUCUGAAUACACAGAAGCUUGCAAUGUUUUUAAUAAAUAAAGUCUACUAUUGGGUUGUACACACAAUGCCUGUACUUGAUAAGCUGAGCCCUUCCCUUUGUAAUAAAAUUCCCUUUAAAAAUGUCA